Molecule: messenger RNA, 3884 nt
Organism: Linum trigynum
Lineage: Eukaryota; Viridiplantae; Streptophyta; Magnoliopsida; Malpighiales; Linaceae
Source: the annotation of a GenBank genome assembly
UUUAAAGGGGAGCCUUUUACCUGGACUAAUAAGAGGACGGGGCAGAAUACAACGAGAGUUCGUUUAGACCGAGUUCUUUGCUCGGCUUCUUGGAGAACCCUCUUUGGGGAGGCGGUUGUCUUCCAUGAGAAGAUGGUGGAAUCGGAUCAUUGCCCCAUUAGACUGGAACUCCACUACAGAGGCAAUAGAAGGAGGAAAACACCAUUUAGGGUGGAUGAGAGAUGGCUUGAGAAAGAAGAAUGUAAGGAAAUUGUGACUCGAGCGUGGGAUCCGGGGGGCCAAUCGUCCAACCAGCUGAGCAAAUGUGAGCAGGAUCUAAAGGAGUGGUCAAAGGAGUUCCAUAAAAAUAGGUUACAAAGGGAGAAUGUUAUCCUUGAUCGACUUGAGGUACUCCAACGCCCGCCCAGAAUCCAGGGGACAGUGGAUGAAGAGAAAAAUCUUAUGGAAGAAUUGUCGAAGAUUUGGAUGGAAGAGGAGGCUUUCUGGAAUCAGUGCUCAAGGGUAAAUUGGCUUCAGAAAGGUGACCAGAAUACUUCCUUUUUCCAUUCAAGUACGAUAUAUAGAAAACAUAAGAACAGAAUCCUUAGACUGAAGGAUAAUGAGGGAAUUUGGGUAGAAGAUGAGAAUAGGCUGAAAGGAUUAGCGCAGGAUUUCUAUAAAGAGCUUUUUAAAGCUAGAAACCCUAUUCCAGUCAAUCAACUUUUGGAGGGAUUCCCAGGGAGCGUAACAGCAGAAAUGAAUGAGGCAUUAUGUGCACCGGUGACCAGUGAGGAGAUUAGAAAAGCAGUCUUUAGCCUAGGAGCGAAAAAAGCCCCCGGCCCAGAUGGUUUCUCUGGCCGGUUCUAUCGAAGAUUCUGGGAUACCACUGGGGAGACGUUGUGCAGAGAAAUUAAAGAGUUCUUUGAGUCAGCCUCAAUGCCCGAUGGUUGGAAUGAUACGCAUAUUGUUAUGAUACCCAAGGUUGAUAGCCCAGAUUCGAUUAGCCAGUUUCGUCCAAUCAGUUGCUGUAAUUUUAGAUAUAAAGUUAUAUCAAAAAUUAUGGCAACACGCCUCAAGAUCUGGACGCCCUUUCUGGUCUCGGAACUCCAGACGGCCUUCACUGGAGGGAGACUUAUUCAAGAUAACAUCAUCAUUGUCCAUGAGGCGCUCCAUCAUUUUAAGAACCAUAAGCGGGGAAGAAGAAGAGACAUGAUGCUAAAACUAGAUAUGAAAAAGGCGUACGAUAUGGUUGAUUGGGAUUGCUUGGAAAACCUGCUGAAGAGCUAUGGGUUUGAUGAGAGAUGGUGCAAGUGGGUGAGCUCGUGCAUCCGGUCGGUUAAAUUUUCCAUCCUCUUCAAUGGGGAAGCUACAGACGAGUUCACACCGUCCCGAGGCAUAAGACAGGGAGACCCCUUAUCCCCUUUUCUCUUCAUUUUGAUGUCCAAUGCUCUUUCCUUUUUAAUUGAUAAGGCCGUUGCCCAGGAUCAGUUGAAAGGCAUCAAACUUAACUCUAGAUGUCCUGUGCUUACCCACUGUUUAUUUGCCGAUGAUACUGUCAUUUUUGGUAGGGCUAACCAUCAAGAAGCUGAGAAAAUCUUGGAGCUGAUAAGAGAUUAUGGGGCAAUCACAGGACAAGAAGUCAAUAUCAAUAAGUCUUCAGUUUUCUUUAGCGCGAAUGUCCCCAGUGAAGACAAAACCAGUAUUACUGACCACAUUGGAUUCUCCUCUUCUAAUUGCCAUUCUAAGUAUUUGGGAGUUCCGACGGAGUGGGGAAACUCAAAGAAGGAGACAUUUCAAUUUCUCAUCCAAAGAAUGGAGAAGAUGGGGGAGGCAUGGAAAAGUCUCCUUCUCUCGCAUGGAGGGAAAGAAGUUUUGCUCAAAGCCGUCAUUCAAGCUAUCCCUUCUUACAUCAUGUACCUGUUCCAUCUUCCGGUUUCUCUUACCAAGAAAAUGGACUCUCUUCUCACCAACUUCUUCUGGUCAGGCUCUAUGCAGAAGAGUAGUCUUCAUUGGUGUAGGAAAGAUAUCCUAUGUGCUCCUAAAGCGGAAGGGGGUCUGGGAUUUAGGAGCUUCAAAGACUUUAACUUGGCCCUUUUGGGUAAGCAAGCAUGGAGGCUUUUAAAUUCCCCCGAUGCCCUAUGGUGUCGUCUUCUCAAGGGCCUCUAUUACCCGAGAGGGGAGUUCCUCCAUGCAAAAAAAGGAAACAGAUCUUCUUGGAUCUGGGCUAGUCUCUGGGAAGCAAAGAAAGUGAUCAAUAUGGGAGCCAUUAAGGUCAUUGGGUCGGGAAAGGAUACAUGGAUUGGGCGGGACCAGUGGAUCCCUACUCUGCAAAACUUCGGCAUUAGUAGUGGACCCCAACAGAACAUUAGGGUUAACGAAUGGAUCAACCAGGGGGACAGGAGCUGGAACUCCGAGCUUUUGCAAGGCCACGUCUCUAUUGAAGAGAUGGAUGCUAUCCUUCGAGUCCCGGUUGGGGAAGAAGGAUCUGAUGACUUUUGGGCAUGGUGUCUCACCAAGGAUGGAAGUUUCUCGGUUAGGACGGCUUAUCAUGCGGUUCACAAAGCAAACACAAACUUUCAACAGUCAGGGAAUGCAGAGAAUUGGAAAUGGAUCUGGGGGCUAAACAUCCCGCCUAAGCUUAAGUUCUUCAUCUGGAGAUGCUCCAGAAACGGGUUGGCAACUAAAGAGUGGUUGUUUCACCGGAAAUGUGCCCCAAACCAGACUUGUGAAGUUUGCCAAAACCCACACGAAUCCAUUAUCCACUGCCUCUUUUUUUGUCAGCAUGCUAGGGACUCCUGGAAUGCUAUUUUCCCUUCCCUUCCUCUCCCACCCCUGAAUACCUCGUUUUUUGAUUGGUUCUGUGCUCUGAAGGAUUCGAUCUCCCAUGACUCACUGAUCCACAUCGUCUUCCUGUGCUGGAAUAUUUGGAAGGCAAGGAAUGAGCGUACCUUUAAGAAUCGAGUUCCCUGGCCCCCAAAUGUCUGCACACAAGCCUUUAGGGAUUUCACGGAAUGGACUUCCUGUCCGAGGUCCCCGCCUCCCAGUUUCACCUCUCCUACUCAGCUCAGGGGAACCCAGCAUACUACGAGUCCCCCGCCAAGUAAUCACUCGUUGGUGAUUCACUGUGAUGGGUCGUUCUUAAGCGACUCCCAGACGGCGGCAUAUGGUGUUGUUGUUGUUAACCACCAUGGACAAGUGUGUGAUGGACGAGCUGAGACACUUCUUUGUUCCACCCCGAUAGAAGCGGAAGCGAAAGCUCUUCUGGAAGGUCUAAAAUUAGCACAAGAAUAUGGAUCAGAAUGUACAGUUCAAUCGGAUUGUCAGAUGUUGGUGAAUGCUCUGAAUCAUAAUCAGUCUCGUUGGCCCUGGAGAUGCGCUGCCUGGAUUAACUCUAUGGUCACUAUUCUUAGGGCGAAUCCGAACAUUAAUGUCAAAGAGGUUCCAAGGGCAUUAAAUGUCAGAGCUGAUUGGGUUGCACGAUCGAAGGCUCGAUCUACAUUGCCAGAUGACUGGAUCAAUAUUCUUGAUUUAAUUUCUGAUCUCCUGUAAUUGUCCUCGCUCGUUUCACGAGUUUCUUUCGAUGGUGGAAUAAAAGUCGUUAAUAUUGUCAAAAAAAAAAAAAAAGCACAAUGAUAACAUUUUCUGCCUCUACAACUACAAGACUGGACAUUAUAUACGAGGUACCCUAAGGAAUUCUAACACUAACCCAUGUAUCCUUCAAGAACAAGUAAUGGAAGUACAAUGUCAAUCAUUGACCUGAAACCAUAUGCCAACACUAACCCCCCCUAAGCCUAUCUUCUCCCAUCAUGAGAUCUAGAGAUGGAAGCUUAGACUUUCUUUUUUGUUAUUGGGAGUAAGAUAGAAGGUUAGACUGUUCAAACAACCAAUGAACAGAUUGGGUAAAA